This is a messenger RNA of Vanessa tameamea, 2080 nucleotides long. It is a transcript of the gene eas, whose product is annotated as ethanolamine kinase. Gene Ontology annotation, cellular component: cytoplasm. NCBI's taxonomy places the organism in Eukaryota, Metazoa, Arthropoda, Insecta, Lepidoptera, Nymphalidae. Gene Ontology annotation, biological process: phosphatidylethanolamine biosynthetic process. The transcript has 7 exons. Gene Ontology annotation, molecular function: ethanolamine kinase activity. The record is from RefSeq and is a predicted model, not a curated record. Bases 215 to 1282 code for a protein of 355 amino acids.
GACAUAUUAUUAUGGUUCAAUCAUUCAAAUUUCAUUUGAUAAAUUUUAUUGCUUUACAGAUUAGUGGUUCGUUGACGUCUUCAAUAUGUAAAUUAUGCCGUAGUUGGUUCGUUCUUUAACUCGAGUUACUUAAUACGGUGCAUACAUAUGUUUAAGAGUUGAAAGAAAUUUCGCGUUUAAGAUAUAGUGCCGUAAAGAUUUUAAGAAACAGAACAUGUCUCAUAUUUGCAAUCCAGUGGGUCAUAAAUUUAUCCCGGUUGAAAUUCAAGAGAAUGAUAUUUUUACUGGAAUAUUGAAAAUUCUUUCAUUUUUAAGACCAGAAUGGACUCCGGAAAAUAUUAAAUUCAAGGUUUUUACUGAUGGGAUUACGAAUAAGCUUGUCGCUUGCCAACUUAAUGCUGAACAAGUCGGCGAAAACAAAAUAGUGCUUGUAAGAAUUUAUGGAAACAAAACAGAUUUGCUAAUAGAUAGAAAUGCUGAAGUCCGAAAUAUUACAGUUCUUAAUAAAACUGGGUUGGCUCCGCAAAUUUAUGGUGUUUUCAAAAAUGGUUUAGCAUAUGAAUACUAUCCUGGAGUUACUCUAAGCCCAAAUACGGUGAUUGAUUCAAAAAUAUCAGGUCUUGUUGCAAAGCAAAUGGCGAAAAUGCACAAAAUUGAACUUGGAAAGGAAAUAAAAAAAGAACCUAUGGUAUGGGAUAAAACAGAACAAUUUUUAAGUUUAAUUCCAGAGAAGUUUACAGAUGCUAAUAAACACGAAAGAUUUGCAAGUAGCUUUGGAUCACUAACAAGAUUGAGGAUAGAAUAUGAGCGUUUAAAGUCGCUCUUAAUAAAAACUGAGAGCACGAUAGUGUUUGCUCACAAUGAUUUGCUUCUAGGAAAUGUGAUAUACAAUGAAUCUAAAGGGAAGAUUUCGUUUAUAGAUUAUGAAUAUGCUUCAUAUAAUUAUCAAGCAUUUGAUAUAGCAAAUCAUUUCAACGAAUUUGUUGGUAUAUCUAUUGAUGAUAUCGAUUAUAAUCGGCAUCCCAGCAAAGAUUUUCAGAUGAACUGGAUCGAAAAAUAUCUUGUAGAAUAUUUGGAAAACGAAUCGCCGCCUUAUUCAGAUAUUGAAAAACUUUAUAAGGAAGUGCAACAACUUUCGAUAGCUUCCCAUUUCAUGUGGGGUGUGUGGUCUCUGGUGCAGUGCGAAUUAUCGGAUAUUAAUUUUGAUUUUUGCAGAUAUGCCGAAAUACGACUUAACAGGUAUUACGAACAAAAGGACGCCAUCUACAAAGAAUUACUGUGAUGAAGGCUCAUAAGUUUAAUUGGUUAUUAAUAUAUGGGAAUAUUAUUUUAUAAGAAAAUAACAUAAUAUAUUAAGUGACGUAGUGAAUAAAUCUUUGAUUAUAUAUCGUCUAGAUAAUAGAUUAAGAGUCCGUGAAAGCCAGAUAUACGUCCAAACUUCAUAGUUGCCAGCCGUUUCUAUAUUGGUAUCGUGAACAUUCCGCAGUAAAACGUUCAUCUUUCAUAUUAUGACGUAGGUCUGGGGUUAACCGACUCCCGCUCUGUAAAGUUUCAUCUUGAGACAAGUGACGUGUACUUGUAUGUUGUAGCUUUGAUAAUAUGUGUAUGUGAAAACACUGUUGUGCAUUGGCGUAGGCUGUAUAUAUGUACGAUAGGUAUACAAAUGUGUAACAUUUCACCUUGAAAAUUGAGAAAUUUGUACGUGCAUGUUGAAUUGUAAUAUAUCUUAAACGUUAAUUAAGAAGAGAGAGAAAACAAAUAAAUUGUAAAUAGCUCAUAUUCGAUCUUGUAACUAUUAUAUUGAAAUAAUAAUAAAAGGAAUAUAAUAUACAAGAUAUAAUAAAAAGUUCUGUAUAUAUAUUCGGGGGUUCUGUAUAUAUGAUCAGAUUAAAACAGCGAUUGAAAUCGACGAACCGAAAUAGACCCACUGGUCUUUAUGCGAAAUUCAGUGGGACAGUACAAUAUUUUGCUGAUUUUUGCUCGCAAUGAAGUUGUUGAUUUGCGACUUGCGCAUAUUUUUUGUUGACCAAAUUUAUAAACAAAAUAUUUGUUUUAUGCAAUUUAUUAAUCUCAUUUAGAU